This is a messenger RNA of Labrus mixtus (cuckoo wrasse), 1640 nucleotides long. RefSeq names its product monoacylglycerol lipase abhd6-A-like. The record is from RefSeq and is a predicted model, not a curated record. Bases 59 to 1060 code for a protein of 333 amino acids. Lineage: Eukaryota; Metazoa; Chordata; Actinopteri; Labriformes; Labridae. The transcript has 8 exons.
GAGAUGGUGAAGUGAGUGUCUGUUUUGUGUGUUUUAUCUUUAAAAGGAGUGUGCAGCCAUGGAGCUGUUAAUGCUGUCAGGGGGUGUUCUGGUUGUCCCUGUCCUCGCCUUCAUCACUUUCCUGUUCUGGCCAGGAGCACUUUUAAAGGUCUACAACUGGUACUGGCGUCAGAGGCUCGGGCUGGUGGUCCGAUACUCUCACAGCGGAAGUUAUCGCUUCUGUUAUUCCAGCAGAGGGAAGCCAGGGGGCGCCACGCCAUCUCUGCUGCUGCUGCAUGGCUUCUCCGCCACCAAGGACAUGUGGCUGCCUGUCGUCAAGUAUUUCCCCAAAAACCAGCAUGUGGUGUGUGUGGACAUGCCGGGUCAUGAGGGGACGAGUCGGACUGGCUCGGAGGACUACAGCAUCCAGGGCCAGGUCGGCAGAAUACACCAGUUUGUGCAGAGUAUCGGUCUGGAUAAAAUACCUUUCCACCUGAUCGGGACGUCGAUGGGAGGUAACGUCGCCGGGGUCUACGCUGCUCAUCACCCCGCUGACCUGUGCAGUGUCACCUUGAUCUGCCCGGCAGGUUUGGUUUAUCCCACAGAGACUGAGUUCAUCAGCCGCCUGAGAGAGCUGGAGAAGAGUGAGCAGGAGGAGUCGAUCCCUCUGAUCCCUUCGACUCCUCAGGAGCUCGACGACAUGCUGAGACUCUGCUGCUACACCCCCAUCAACAUCCCCCGACAGGUCCUGCGGGGUCUUCUUCAAAACAGGAUCCCAAACAACGGUUUCUAUAAAGAAGUGUUCAUGGAGAUCGUUGGGGAGAAGUCUCGUCACUCACUGCAGGAAAACUUGCAUCUCAUCAAAACGCCGACGCAGGUCAUCUGGGGGAAAGAGGACCAGGUGGUGGACGUGUCUGGGGCGUCGGUGCUGCAGGAAGCGCUGCCUCACUGUCAGGUGGAGCUGUUAGAAAGCUGUGGUCACUCUGUGGCAUUGGAGCGACCCAGGAAGGCCGCCAAUCUCAUCAUGGACUUCCUGUCUGCACAGGACGUCAACAAUGAAAACACAAAGAAAGUCUCUUGAAGUAAAACUUUGAACUUUAAUGUCGAUGACUGACCUCAAGAAGGACAAGGCGACGAUGAUGAAGGUUGUGAUGAAGAUGAAGACGAUGAGGAGAAUGAUGAAGAAAAUGAAGUUGAUUCUGAAUCGUUCUAUUUUCUAGUUUGAUAUGAGAGUUUUUUACGCCUGCAAGACAUUCUGUAAAAACUGAAAACUGAAAUGAAGGCACAGUGUGGAGCCGACUGUCAAAUAUUCCUGCAUUUGUUUUUACACUCAGUAAAACAUAUACACACACACACACACACACACACAAACAGCCCUACACAGAAGGCUGUUGUCUCAUUUUUUUCGAUGCUUCGAUGCACAUUCCAAGCUGAGAUUUUGUGCAACUUUUUUUUCAGAACAUGACUUUGAUCUUCAAUUUCUUUUCAUGUAUUUCAUAUUAAUGUGGUGGUGUUGUUUGUGAGUCACAUGUUGUGCUGCUGUGCACUGAUUAUAUAUUUAACUUUAUAAAAUUACAUUCUGAUUUAUUUAACAUGUAUAGGGUUUUCCAUGAUUCCAGCACCAGGACACAGAAAUAAAUAUUUCCAAUUUGCUCAAAUGA